Molecule: messenger RNA, 6299 nt
Organism: Epinephelus moara (kelp grouper)
Lineage: Eukaryota; Metazoa; Chordata; Actinopteri; Perciformes; Serranidae
Gene: tm9sf4
Product: transmembrane 9 superfamily protein member 4
Exons: 18
Coding region: 27-1961 (644 amino acids)
Biological process (GO): protein localization to membrane
Cellular component (GO): membrane
Source: RefSeq, a predicted model, not a curated record
AACGUCACUAAUGACACGUAUUCAAAAUGGCGGCCGCGGCUAUGGAGACGUGGUGGGCCUUGCUGCUUUUGUCCUCGUUGCCUGUUGUUCGGCCUUUCUAUGUACCCGGAGUCGCUCCCCGGGACUUCCAUGAGGGUGACGUAGUAGAUCUUAAGGCAGUAAAGCUGACCAGCUCCCGCACCCAGCUUCCUUAUGAAUACUACUCCCUGCCUUUCUGUAAGCCAGACUCUGUUGUCUACAAGGGAGAGAACCUGGGUGAGGUAUUGCGAGGGGACCGUAUUGUGAAUACCCUCUACAAUGUGGAGAUGAACAGGGAUAAGAAAUGUGAGAUGGUAUGCAACAAGAAAAAGCUCAGCAUAGAUGAAAGCAAGCUGGUUGCUGAGCGAAUCCAGGAGGAGUAUUAUGUUCACCUUAUUGCAGAUAAUCUGCCAGUGGCCACCAGGUUAGAGUUUUACCCCAACAGAGAGGCAGGAGGGGAGGAGGAGCAGAAGAAGGAUGUGGUGAAAGAUAUCCAGUUUGAACAUGGCUACAGACUGGGCUUUGUAGACAACAACAAGUUUUAUCUGCACAACCACCUGUCCUUCAUCCUGUACUUCCACAGGGAGAAGCUGGAGCAAGGGGAUGUUCACGACUACAGAGUGGUGCGAUUUGAGGUCGUACCCCAAAGUGUAAAAGUCGAUGAUCUGAAGCCUGUGGAAAAUGACAAAACUUGCACCUUGCCUGAGGCCAGUGGCUCUGCCCCACAGGAGAUUGACCCUGCCAAGGAGAAUGAGGUCCUCUUCACCUACUCUGUCCACUGGGAGGAGAGUGAGGUGAAGUGGGCGUCUCGAUGGGACACAUACCUGACCAUGAGUGAUGUCCAAAUUCACUGGUUCUCCAUCGUUAACUCUGUGGUGGUCGUCUUCUUCCUGUCUGGUAUUCUGAGUAUGAUCAUUAUCAGGACCUUGAGGAAGGACAUCGCUAACUACAACAGAGAGGAUGACAUAGAAGACACCAUGGAGGAGUCAGGGUGGAAGAAUGUCCAUGGUGAUGUCUUCAGGCCACCUCAGUAUCCCAUGAUCCUCAGCUCUCUGCUGGGUUCAGGGAUCCAGCUCUUUUGCAUGAUCCUCAUUGUCAUCUUUGUUGCCAUGCUGGGCAUGCUGUCUCCAUCCAGUAGAGGGGCCUUGAUGACCACUGCUUGCUUCCUCUUCAUGUUCAUGGGUGUAUUUGGUGGUUACUUUGCUGGCAGACUGUACCGUACACUGAAGGGCCAUCGGUGGAGGAAAGGAGCAUUUUGCACAGCAACUUUGUAUCCUGCCGUGGUUUUUGGAAUCUGCUUCAUCCUCAACUGUUUCAUCUGGGGAGAGCACUCCUCUGGGGCAGUUCCCUUCACUACAAUGCUGGCCCUGCUAUGUAUGUGGUUUGGCAUCUCCAUGCCCUUGGUCUACCUGGGCUACUACUUUGGCUUCCGCAAACAGCCAUAUGAUAACCCAGUGCGCACCAAUCAGAUCCCUCGGCAGGUCCCAGAGCAGCGCUGGUACAUGAACAAGUUUGUCGGAAUCCUGAUGGCUGGGAUCCUGCCAUUUGGUGCGAUGUUCAUCGAGCUCUUCUUCAUUUUCAGCGCCAUCUGGGAAAAUCAGUUCUAUUACCUCUUUGGCUUCCUGUUUCUGGUCUUCAUCAUCUUGGUGGUCUCCUGCUCUCAGAUCAGCAUUGUAAUGGUUUAUUUCCAGCUCUGCGCAGAGGACUACCGGUGGUGGUGGAGAACUUUCCUGGUUUCAGGAGGCUCAGCGUUCUACGUCCUCAUUUACGCCAUCUUCUACUUUGUCAACAAGCUGGACAUUGUGGAGUUCAUCCCCUCCCUCUUGUACUUCGGUUAUACAGCCCUGAUGGUCCUGUCGUUCUGGCUGCUAACAGGCACGAUUGGCUUCUACGCAGCCUACAUGUUCAUCAGGAAAAUCUAUGCUGCAGUCAAGAUCGACUGAGUCGUCACUGUCGCUGCUGUUCUCGUUGUUUUUUGGUUUUUUGAUUUUCUUUGUUGUUGUUUUUUUGGUCGCAUUCUGUUUUUUUAAUGUAUAUAUUUUUUAUUCUUCAUGUCCAACAAGCACUGACUUGUGUGUAGAGGGAAUGAGAGGGGUGCUUUUUAUGGCGCAACAGCCCCACCCACUGGCCUCAUGGGGAAGAACAGCAAGGUGGCAGAGCUAAACCGGCUGUCUCUCUCCCUCUCUCUCUCUCCCUCUCGCUUCUACCCCCCCUCCUCUUUCCAGGACAGAGACUCCGAGGGAAUUAUUCUCUGAUGGGACAGUUAAUGUCUCCUGCUGUUUCACCUUGCACACAACAAAGUGGGCCAAAGCUUGUCAAAGGAUGGUUUCUGCACAUUUUUGUUUUGUUUAUUCAUUUGUGUUAUAAGUCUAACUUAUCCAGUUUUUUUUGUCGUCACAGGAUUUGUCUUUGACCUUAUUUCUUCCAAUCAUCUUCAUGUCUCAUCUGAUUUCUUUACAUUAAUUCUGUCUGUACAUCGUCUCUGUUUUCAAAUGUCACUUUGGUUUUAUUUCAGAGACUUUGGACGACAGGGAAGGAUCGGGGAGUCUAACUGUGGUUAUGGUGUUGUUGUGUUGAACUAAUAUAGAUGGAAAUUAUGCUGGGAAGUUCUACAUUGUAACACAAGAAAGGAUAAAUUAAAUGUUCUGUUAUUUUUACUCCAGUUUCCAUGUCCUGGUGUGACCAUGUUAACCACAACUGUAAUCAAGAUAUUCGCUUCUCCUUCCAAAACAAUGGGUCUCUUAUAAAUGUCAAAAUAUUGGUCCAUUCACUCUAAAUGAUGCAGAACAGCUCUGAAUGGGACUAUGAACCCGAUGCCCUAAAGCAACGGACUGUGGGGUGAAGCUACUGGAGUUGGAGAAAAAGGAAAGGCUACAGUCUACCCAAAAAUGACAAGGACCAACCUUGUGUAUUUGGAAGUCUACAACACAAAUAUGUGUUUGAAGCUUUUCCAGUAGAAACGUACAAAAAAAAAAGUACAACUGUUUCCGCUCAUUAACCGUGCCGUCAGUGUAGCCUUAGCAGUGCUGGACGCCUGCUGAACUAUGCAGUAAUGGAAAGAAAGAAGUGCAAAAUUGCUGUUUGUGAUGGUUUUUUCAAAGGACCUUUUUUUUGUUGAGAAAUGAUGCCUCAUUUCUUUAAGUUUGAAUCAAAUGUAUGAUACAUUUUUGUGUAUAAUAUGAAAAAAACUCUGAAAGCCAGCAGGAUCACCUCUGUGUGUUUCUACCUAUAGUGGUAGAUACUGUAUCAUUUUGACAGUGCUUGGGUCUCAUGGGUUGCAGAGCAUUGAAAUGUAAUCCAGUGUUCUUAAUAGAUCUGUAUAGUAAUAAUGUAUUCUUAAAUUACAGCUCAUGUUUUUUCCCUUCUUUUCAAAGGAUGUUUUUGGGGGUUUCAAAAAUGUGGUUAUAUUUUUUCUGUGUUUCAUCAGCAGAAAACUUUAAAAUUGCAUUUAGAGCUUGGGUGCAACCUUAUUACAAAUUUAGUUUGGCAAGCAAUUCAAGCUAAGGGCUUCCCAAAGACAACCAGUGUAUGUCGCUGUAGCUAAAUUACACAAUAUAUAUUAAUUACAUUACAUCAUAAUCAUGAGAUUAAAGGAACAGCUUGACAUUUUGUGAAAUACACGUAUUGUCUUUCUUGCCAAGGGUUAGAAGACUGAGUGUAUAUCCCAAAAUGACAAAGUAUUCCUUGGGAGAUAACACAGGCAGAUCAUCAUUGUUCUAACUUCACUAUAUAUCUCAAGCACAGAACAGAUAUUGCUCUCUGCUGCCCUAACACGAGUCCAUUAGAACACUGGUAUAUAAUUACAGUAUAGUCAGUGGUCGAUGUUAGCAGCCAGAUUUUGGUCCAAAGAGAAUAUUCUAAAGACAAGCAGAAAAGAUACAUUUACAUCAAGCCUCACAGGCUCCUGAACAAAUAAUGCCUCGUUUCCACAUAGUUUUGUUUAGGUAUGCGAGUCAACUGGGAGUCCAUUCAUUCUGAAGAGAAUCUCCAUGAUCUCUGAUGUGUUUGAGAAACUCGUCCUUCCAGUUUUUUUGUCCUGAAUUUGUCUCUAGUGCGUUGAAAAAAAUUGAACCAUUGCGGCAGAUUUCAGUCAGAACGUAUGUAGUGCAUAGAAUCAGUAUACCAGACCCCAAGGUGGUGCCUAUUCGUUUCAGUCACAUACACCAAAAAAAUUCUAGCCACUGGGUUUGCUUCCGCGGUAUGCCAUCCACUAAAUAUGUGCGGUAGUGCCCGCAAGUUUCAGCUCGGCCCAUGGACUUUACAUUGUGAUGGUAUCACAGAUUUUUAAAUUCCCUUUUCUAGCAUGAGGAAAGUUUUACAAAUAUACAACCUCCAUGGCUCAAAAACCCAGAAUAGAAAGAUUUUUAACUGAAUUUGUUUGCAGUUUGAGGUGUCCUGUGUUGCACUAUGGGGAAAAUGCCUUUCGGACUGCAGGGGUAUUUUUCACUGCAAUAUCAUGAGUGGCCACUGGGAAAAAUUGGCUGCAAGGCUGGUAGGCUUGUCCUGUGCCACAUGAAGUUAGCAUACAAUUGAAAAAGCUAACAGACUAACGAGUGUAGUAGAGCUGUAUUUAUACAUUUUUUGUAAUUGAAAAGUUUGACAGCAUGUUAAGCUAGCUUUAGCUUAAGUAGCAUGCUAGCUGUGUAACAUAUAGCAGGGGUCUUCAGUGUUUUUGGAGGCCAAGGAAACUUUAGUUUAAAGAGAGAUUGAGCAGAGACUCCCUACUACAUAUUAUGUAUAAAAUUGAGCUGUACUCAGAUAACUAAAUAUUUUCUGGGUCUUCUCUCGUGCUUGCCUGCAGCUCUUAAAUCAGCAUAAGUUGUAGCAUGGCUAGGUGCAUUAGCCUCACCCUCUGGCAGUUGGUGUGUCAGAGACUCCUGCUCAGAAAGUUACAAAACGUUAAUGGUGGCUCACAGGAAUGUCCGUAUAUCUGGAAUAAUAAUAAUACAGCAAGUGGCCGAUAUGUUUUAAGAUACAUAGGCCUAAAGCUAACUAGUGUUGGCUAACUAGUUUACUUUGCCGCUAUGGAUAACUGCUGCAUAGUGAUUAAGCAUUAGCUAGCUAACAUGAUUGCACAAGGAUUCAUGAAUAACAGUCCGCUUAUCAAUAAUAUUGCAUACUGUAAAUUAAAUGUUUGUUUGUUUGUUAUGAAUAGGCUGAUUUAUCAUUGCUACGUUUUUUAGCAAACUAUUUGACAAAACUGUCUACACACCUGACGGACUAACCUCCUCACUUAUUUGUCGCCAUGCAAUUUUGGUCCCGUUUGUGUCUGUACGGCUCCAAAUGCAUAUUCCACAAGAUUGGACGGCAAAAAAACACUCACAGUUCUGCCAUUUCUGCAAUGGGGUUUUUAUUUAUCCAUAAAGAAAUGCAUUUAUUUUCAUUGAACACUAAGGCCUACUCCUUAUGCUUUACAGGAAUAUAGACACAAAACUGUGUGGAAACAAGGCGCAAAUCUUCAAAGAUUAAAGGAAACUAAACUCAUACAGCAUGCAGGGUGAAUAUUUAUUGUAAUCUACCACAGUCUUAAUAUUUACCAUCAAACUGGUUUUAGUGAAGAAUUGAAGUAGGUGUCGAGAUCAACCCUGAUUCCCCAAUGGCAAAACAUUUGAAUGAACAAAUGACUCAUCCUCCUGUGCCCUCUUCCUCCUUCAUUAUAAUCAAGCCAACCCAACACUGUUAAGCUAUGAAUGAGCUGCUUGGAGAGAGCAAGAUGAGCCAAGAUAAAGUUACCCCUGCCACCUGCUACAGGACGUGCUCAGCAAAGCCCCAGAGGUUUCCUCAGUUCAAACAAGAGAACACAUGUAUUGACCAUUACUCUUUCAUUUUUUUCCCCCUCUCCAUCAGACACUCGGAUACCAUCUCCUAUUUACUGCACCACCCUCUGCCCUCUGUAUUAUGUCACGGAGUAACUGAGCUCUGACACUUGGCUGCCGUCUUACGUAAAGGCAGACAGACACUCUCCUGCUGUUGAAGUGCACAUGCUGGGGGAGAUUUUUUACACAUAGACUUUUAAAAGGCCCGGGUCAUGCGUGCGUAUGUAUGAUCGAGGGGUUUACAAUGUAAAUAAAAGAAAACGGCUUUGUAUUUGUUGCGUUUCGCUGUUUGUGGCGCUCUCUGUAAUGAUCCUGUCAUCGUUUUAGCCAAAAGCAUGACGCUCAUGAUGACUCAAAGGAACUUGUUUCUGUUACUUUUCUCUUUGUUUCUUUUACAGAAUGUCCAAUUACAAAAUGUACAAUGACAAAGACAAUAAAGUGAUGACAAGUUGAAUAUGAAAAUCA